Molecule: messenger RNA, 2386 nt
Organism: Chilo suppressalis (striped riceborer)
Lineage: Eukaryota; Metazoa; Arthropoda; Insecta; Lepidoptera; Crambidae
Source: the annotation of a GenBank genome assembly
AUGGCAUCUCUUUGGAAAACGGUCGGGAUUGGUAUAGGAGCUCUGCUUGUGGUCGGCUUGGUGGUAGGGAGCAUGACCUGGGCGAUUUUGGCCAGCAGGAGUCCGAUAAUAGAAGCCCCAGUGACGGAGAUCAAACCUCUGGAUUGGUGGGAGCACGCCAUAAUCUACCAGAUAUAUCCGCGCUCUUUCCAGGACAGCGAUGGGGACGGCAUCGGAGAUUUAAAAGGUAUCACCAGUCGAAUGGAACACUUCGUGGAAACGGGAGUCGAUGCCAUCUGGAUGUCUCCUAUAUUUGAAUCACCGAUGAUAGACUUCGGAUAUGAUAUUAGCAAUUUUUAUGAGAUCCAUCAUGAAUAUGGUACAAUGGCUGAUUUCGAAGAAUUAGUUGCAAAGGCACAUGAACUUGGCAUCAAGGUUCUGUUGGAUUAUGUACCAAAUCAUGCAAGCACUGAAUCUUUAUACUUCAAAAACUCCGAAGCCAGAGUGCCAGGAUACGAAGACUAUUUUGUGUGGGCUGAUCCUCGCCCAAAUCCUCUCAACCAAAGUGAUCGUCUAGUACCUUCAAAUUGGAUCAGCCAAUUCGGAGGUUCUGUGUGGGAGUGGAGCGAGGUCAGGCAGCAAUUCUACUUGCAUCAAUUUGCGGUAGAACAGGCCGAUUUCAACUUUAGACACCAAGCAGUGAAAGAUGAAAUGAUCAAUAUCAUGACAUUUUGGAUUAAGGAGAAAGGAGUUGAUGGGUUCCGCGUCGAUGCCAUACCACACCUCUUCGAGGCAAAGCCAGAUGAGAACGGCAUUUACCCGGACGAACCGCUAUCUGGAAACAUGUUUUUGAACCCCGAUCAACCAGGAUAUACGACACAAAUUCACGUCAGGGACCUUAUUGAACUCUAUGACGUUGUUUAUGAAUGGAGAGACUUUGUGGAUCGCCUGAAGGAAGAGAUGGGUUCAAACACUAAAAUCCUUCUAGCGGAAGCAUACGCAAAUAUCACCAUGACUAUGCUUUACUACGGUAACGAACGAGAUCGCGAAGGCGCUCAUUUCCCGUUCAACUUCGACUUCAUCACCAGCUUGUCGGCGAGCUCAAAUGCCAGAGAUUUUGCUUUCAUGAUCAAUCGGUGGCUGACUUACAUGCCUUAUGGCAGAAUUGCUAAUUGGGUGUUUGGAAACCAUGAUAAUAACAGAAUGCCGUCUCGAUUCAGAGAGAAUAUGGUGGAUGGUCUGAAUGCCUUAAAUCUCAUGUUGCCUGGAGUCGCAGUGACUUACCAGGGUGAAGAGAUUGGAAUGAGGGACGGAUAUGUCAGUUGGAAUGACACCGUGGACGUAGCCGCGUGUAAUCAGGGCAAUCCUGACAACUACCUACAGUUCUCAAGAGAUCCGGCCAGGACACCGUUCCAUUGGGACGGUACUGUCAGCGCCGGCUUUUCAACUAAUACGUCAACUUGGUUGCCAGUUGCACAAGAUUUCAGAGAAAUAAACUUGUUAUCCCAAAAAAUUGCCUUCAGGAGCCAUUACAAAGUGUACCAAGACCUUACUAGUCUUCGGCGAGAGUCGCGGGCUUUGUCUCAUGGCUUGUAUCUGAUCCGAGCCUUGAGCGAGUUCACCCUGGUGCUGGUGCGGCACCUCCCUACCUUCGAUACGUACGCGCUGGUGUUCAACGUCGGUAGCGUCAAUGACACAGUCGACCUCAGCAGGGUGGAACUCUUCGCCGAGCCGUUAACUGUGGUCACCUCUAGUAUACAUGCCACUAGGGGAAGACGGGACACAAUAUCGUUGGACGAGACGGUGACACUGCUGCCGGGUGAGGCGCUUGUGAUACGAGCCCCUCCUACGUGAAAACAACGAACGAUCGUGUCUAAGAAAAUAUUACGAAACUUUAAUUUUUAUUUUUUUAAGUAUGUAACUGCUCGAUGUUUUAAUCUAAAGAAAGAAUUACUAGAUAAAAUUCCACCUGGACUAGGCAGCAGACGGGACUCGAACCAUUCAUAUGUCAUUUGACAUUGUAGGUUACCUGCAGUGCGAAGAAAGAAUUCGACAUGGCCAUCAGGGCCGCGGUAGCAUAAGUCAGUGCAUUCACCCGGAUAGCGAAAGGUGCGGGUUCGAGGCCCGUCUGCUGCCUGGUCCGCGUGGAAUUUUUUCUAGUCAUAUUUUCUUUAGAUUACGAAACUAAUUAAUAUACGAGUAUUAUUGUUAUUAAAAAUUUAUUAAAAAAUGUUAGUAACAACAGAAGCCCUAGCACGAAUUUUGAACUGAAAUUUGAACGAACGGAGGAAUCUUCUAAGAUUUUCGGUCACCCAUCCAAUGACCGACCAUUGCGAAAAUUGCUUAACUUCAACGAUCGCAGCCGAACGCGCCAGCCACCUGCGCCAUCGAGCUCCUCAAAUUUAAA